Cyprinus carpio (common carp) is the source of this 556-nucleotide messenger RNA. RefSeq names its product essential MCU regulator, mitochondrial-like. Lineage: Eukaryota; Metazoa; Chordata; Actinopteri; Cypriniformes; Cyprinidae. Gene Ontology annotation, biological process: mitochondrial calcium ion homeostasis; calcium import into the mitochondrion. The record is from RefSeq and is a predicted model, not a curated record. Gene Ontology annotation, cellular component: mitochondrial inner membrane; uniplex complex.
CUACUGGGCGUGUCUCUAAACGCCACAAGCAGGAAACAUGGCGUCGUUGGCAGGUCGUCUCUCUCGGGCUUUUUUCAGUAGAACUACAGCAACACUGAGCCGCAACACUGGCCCAAAAUCAGUAAACGCGACUUUCAGCCGAACUGCCGUGUCAACCACAUCGGGGGCUGUCCUUCCUAAACCAGUUAAGGUCCCGCUGGGUCUGACCCGCAUGACUAUAGUGGUGGUUCCGUUCCUGUAUGUCGGUAAUCUGAUCAGUAAACAUUUCGCUGCUCUUCUGGAGGAACACGAUAUCUUCGUCCCAGAUGACGACGACGAUGACGACUGAGCGCAGUGCAUGUUUACCUCCAGCAGUCACUCCGAGGGGCUGAUGCAGACAGGAUAUAUUUAUGCAAUAAUAAAGAUUGUCAACACAUUUGUGUUUUCAUUCCUUCAUUACACUAACCAUGUCCAUAAGCCAAAGUUUGAUGCUGUUGUUAUGUUUUUAAAGACAAUAUGACUUGAGGCUGCCCUCAGCAGUUGCCUCUCUUCUGUUUAAUAAAUUUUGGGAAUGUCA